AUGGAGACCAACCAGGACACGUCCCUCUUCUUGAUGAAGAUCUUGGAGGAACUGGACAGCAAGCAAAACACGGUUUCCUACCAGGAUCUGUGCAAGUCCCUGUGUGCCCGCUUCGACCUCUCGCAGCUCGCCAAACUGAGAAGCGUGCUCUUCUACACGGCCUGUCUCGACCCCAACUUCCCAGCCACGCUGUUCAAAGACAAGAUGAAAUGCACCGUCAACAACCAGCAGUCCAAGAAGAUUAUGGUGGCAGCAGACAUCGUGACAAUAUUUAACCUGAUCCAAAUGAAUGGAGGCGCCGCCAAGGAGAAGCUGCCCAGUGGCCGGCAGAAGGUGCGCAAGAAGGAGACAUCCUUCGAGUCGUGCAGGUCGGACACGGAGGUCUGCGCUGCGGCCGAGUGUGAGCCCCUGAACUGUGAGCUGAGCGAGACCUUCCACCGGGGCUACCCCGCCCGGCGAUCGUCCCAGGGCCGCAAAGUGGACCGCAAGGACUGCCCACAGUUCCUGCCCGCCUCCGAGCCCAACUUCCUGCUGGGCGUCAGCAAGGAGCUGAAGAGCCGUGCGGCCUCCCUGGACCGGCUGCAGGCCCUGGCCCCCUACUCCGUCGCCAGCCCCCAGCCCUGUGAGAUGCAGAGGACCUACUUCCCCAUGAACAUUGAGAACGAGUCCAUUUCAGAUCAGGACUCCCUGCCCAUCGGCCAAGGCAUCAAGGAGACCUUCAUUGCCAACGAGGAGCCAUUUGUGGUCCAGUCCUGUGUCCAGAAAAGGAAUAUCUUUAAAGAGGAUUUUCACAACCUGAUGACUGUGUCCCCCACAUUGGUUGGCCCUGCUAACAAGGCUGAGGCUGAGCGCGGGGAGCCCCAGCGUCAGAAGGAGUCCCACAAGACUCCCUUCUUCAACCACAGCUUUGAAAUGCCCUACAACAGCCAGUACCUGAAUCCCGUCUACUCGCCGGUGCCUGACAAGAGGCGAGCAAAGCAUGAAAGCUUGGAUGACCUUCAAGCCUCCACGUAUUUUGGGCCCACGCCAGUGAUGGGGCCCCAGGAAGCCAGGCGCUGUCCCGGGAGGCCGGGCAAGCAGACCCCCUGGCCGGUCAAAAGCUGGAGCCUGAAUACUGAAGAAGUCCCUGACUUUGAACGAUCCUUUUUCAAUAGAAAUCCUUCUGAGGAGAAGCUGCGCUACCCGAAUUCCAGCAGCCAGAGCCCCAACUUCCCAACCCCAGACAGGCGCCCCACUUACCUGGCGCCAAAGGACCCACAGCAGCCGAUCCUGCCCGUUGGCUACGUGGCAAAACCAAAUGGGCUCAAAUCUAAAGAGAUGUCGUCACCCGUCGAUCUAGAGAAGCAUGAGCCGGUCAAGAAGUUCAAAGAGAAGAGCGUCAGCUGCACCAGCGGGCAACUCAGCUCUGACACCAGCAGCGUGGGCACCCAGACAGAGCAGCACGUGCUGGAGCCCCAGAAGGGCAAAGACCUGUGCACCUCGGGGCAGAGCAAGUACGCCGACAGGCACACCAGAAAGCUGUCAGACGAUGACUCGGAAAUCAUCAGCGAUGACAUUAGUGACAUUUUCCGAUUUCUGGAUGACAUGAGUAUCAGCGGCUCCACAGGGGUGAUGCAGUCUUCCUGCUACAACAGCACAGGGUCCUUAUCUCAGGUCCAUAAGUCGGAUGGUGACAGUUCCCCCGAGCGCCACCUGACCAAAAUUGCCAAUGGGCUCUCCAGCAGCAAAGGGGAGAAGGGCAACCGGCCAGAAAACAGCCACCCCUCGGAAGAGGAGCUGAAGACCAGUGUGUGCAGGCUGGUGCUCAGGAUCGGCGAGAUCGAACGGAAGCUUGAGUCGCUGUCGGGAGUCCGCGAGGAAAUCUCCCAGGUUCUGGGCAAGCUAAAUAAGCUGGAUCAGAAAAUGCAGCAGCCCGAGAAGGUGAGCGUGCAGAUCGACCUGAAUUCCCUGACGAGCGAGGCGCCCUCCGAUGACAGUGCCUCUCCGCGGUUGUUCCGCGCACACAGCGGCCCCCGGGGCCCCAAGCUGGAGAAUGCAGCCGACUGGUACUGCUCAGAUGCCAGCGGGAGCAACAGCGAGAGCCUUCGCGUCAAGGCCCUGAAGAAGAGCCUCUUCCCCAGGCCGUCCUCCAGGUCCCUGACCGAGGAGAACAGCGCCACGGAAUCCAAGAUCGCCAGCACCUCCAACUCGCCCAGAGACUGGCGCACCAUCACCUACGCCAGCCGUGCGGGCCUCGGUGAGGAGGACGGCAAGGACAGAGGCCCUGGGGAGAGUAAGGACUGGCAUCGCAAGUCUAAAGAGGCAGACAGACAGUACGAUCCCCCCCAGCACCGACUGCCCAAGCAGCCCAAAGACAGCUUCCUGGUGGAGCAGGUGUUCAGCCCGCACCCCUACCCGGCAUCCCUCAAAGCCCACAUGAAGAACAACCCUCUGUACACGGACAUGCGGCUGACGGAGCUGGCCGAGGUGAAGCGGGGCCAGCCCUCCUGGACCAUCGAGGAGUACACGAGGAACGCGGGCGACAAGGGCAAGCUGACCGCCCUGGACCUGCAGACGCAAGAAUCUUUAAACCCUAACAACUUAGAAUAUUGGAUGGAAGAUAUUUAUACUCCAGGCUACGACUCAUUGCUUAAACGUAAGGAAGCCGAGUUCAGACGAGCCAAGGUCUGCAAGAUCGCCGCUCUGAUUGCUGCUGCCACGUGCACAGUCAUCCUGGUGAUUGUGGUGCCCAUCUGCACAAUGAAAUCAUGA
This is a messenger RNA of Nyctereutes procyonoides (raccoon dog), 2751 nucleotides long. It is a transcript of the gene MINAR1, whose product is annotated as membrane integral NOTCH2 associated receptor 1. The record is from RefSeq and is a predicted model, not a curated record. Gene Ontology annotation, cellular component: plasma membrane. Gene Ontology annotation, biological process: negative regulation of TOR signaling; negative regulation of cell population proliferation. NCBI's taxonomy places the organism in Eukaryota, Metazoa, Chordata, Mammalia, Carnivora, Canidae.